Molecule: messenger RNA, 3677 nt
Organism: Camarhynchus parvulus
Lineage: Eukaryota; Metazoa; Chordata; Aves; Passeriformes; Thraupidae
Gene: POLL
Product: DNA polymerase lambda
Exons: 9
Coding region: 417-1892 (491 amino acids)
Biological process (GO): double-strand break repair via nonhomologous end joining
Cellular component (GO): nucleus
Molecular function (GO): DNA-directed DNA polymerase activity; DNA binding
Source: RefSeq, a predicted model, not a curated record
GCCGAGCUGAGCGCGGCCCUGCCCGGCCCCGGCCCCGGCCCUGCGCUCCUUCGGGGCCCUUCCCCUCUCCAGCUGUCCCCCCUCGGCUCCCCCGGGCACAGCCGCGAGGUCUGGGGGGGUCGUUCUUGCCCCCGAGGUUGCGGGUGCUGCCAGCCCCAGGUUGGUGGCCUUGAGACCUUGGCGGCCUGAGGAGGCUGGCAAGGCAGGUUUGGUGCGUUGUGGUUUAUAGGAGUUCAAAUAUAGCCUGAAGAAACACACUGCCCAGCCCUGGAACGGACUUGGGCUCCCAGAACCUUGGCGGGCUUUUGGUGUGGGCUUUUUCUUUAUCUAAUAGAAAGGAUUACUGUUUCCAGAGGGCUUUUUUUCUUUUUUUUUGGUCAAAACGUCCUGAAAACGGAAACGUUUCACCGAAGGCUAUGGAGCCACGAGGGAUUGUCAAAGCCUUUCCCAAGAGGAAGAAGGUGAGGGAUGGCUCGGAGAAAAGCAUUCCUCCAAAGAUCCUGAAAGAGGAAGGAACAGAGAUACCUGAGGCAGAGUGGCUGAAGCCAGUCGUCGCCUACGUGCUGCAAGCCGGCAUUGGCCGGGCCAGGGCCGAGAUCCUCUGCAGGCAGAUUGUGCAGAACGGGGGCGUGGUUCACAGCCAGCUCUGCUCCGAGGUGACACACGUCAUUGUGGCCGAGGACAUGGACUGCCACCGCGCCUUCCGGCUCCUCAGGCUCACCAAGCUGCCCCCGGGGCUGCAGCUGGUGAAGGCAGCCUGGCUUAGUGCUUGCAUUAGGGACCAGAAGCUGCUGAGUACUGCUGGCUAUGGCGUCUUUAUCCCUCACAGCAGAAGGAUUUCUUGGUCAAACUUCUGGGAGUUGAGAAGUCCUCCUUCUUCUGUACUGAGACAUCCGAUCCAUGGCAGGUACCUGGAGGAGGAAGAAUUGCAGAAAGAACAGCAGCAGAUCCUGGACAGAGAAAAAAUGCAGCCCCCAGCAGAGGAGGGUGCAGUGAAACCAAGUACUGAAUCACAGGUGGAGGAUUCCUCACAGCAAGGCUUGGGCACCCUUGGACAGCAGCGACUGGCUGAGAAAUACUCUAAUGAUGAAGACAGUGAAGGAGAAGAUGCUGGUGUCACCCAGGGAGACCUGGAAGCAUUGAUUUCUGGCCGCUACCCUGUGAAAUCAUCAGAGGAGAUCAGUGAUAGCUCUGACACAGUGGCCCAGCCUCCCAGCAAGUGGGUUUGUGCCCAGUCUUCCAACACCAAGAAGGAAAAUCACAACCAGUGCAUCACAGAGAAGCUGGAAGUGCUGGCAAAGGCUUACUCUGUCCAGGGGGACAAGUGGAGAGCUCUGGGCUACUCCAAAGCAAUCAAUGCGCUCAAGAGCUACCACAAACCAGUCACCUCCUACCAGGAAGCCUGUAAAAUCCCUGGGAUUGGGAAGCGGAUGGCAGAGAAGAUCCUGGAGAUCUUGGAGAGUGGGCACCUGCGCAAGCUGGAUCACAUCAGUGAGAGCGUGCCUGUGCUGGAGUUAUUUUCCAACAUCUGGGGAGCAGGGGUCAAGACAGCUCAGACAUGGUACCAGCAGGGUUUCCGGACACUGGAUGACAUCCGCAGCAAGGCCACUCUGACCAGCCAGCAGGCCGUGGGGCUGAGGCACUACACGGAUUUCCUGGAGCGCAUGCCUCGGGAGGAAGCUGCAGAAAUAGAGCAGACUGUCAGACAAGCUGCCCUGGCCAUCAAGCCUGGCCUCGUGUGUGUUGCCUGUGGCUCCUACCGUCGGGGAAGGCCACCUGUGGAGAUGUGGAUGUGCUGGUCACUCACCCGGAUGGGCAGUCUCACCGUGGGGUGUUCAGCAAGCUGCUCUGCAGCCUCCGCAGGAGUGGCUUCCUUACAGACGACCUGGUGAGUCAGGAGGACAACGGAGAUCAGCAGAAGUACCUGGGCGUGUGCCGCCUGCCGGGGCCCGCGCGCCGUCACCGCCGGCUGGACAUCAUCGUGGUGCCGUAGCGGGAGUUCGCCUGCGCCCUGCUCUACUUCACGGGCUCGGCUCACUUCAACCGCUCCAUGCGCGCCCUGGCCAAGACCAAGGGCAUGAGCCUGUCGGAGCACGCGCUCAGCUCGGCCGUGAUGCGAGGCCCUGGCGGUGCCAAGGUGGCCCCUGGCCACACUCUGCCCACCCCCACCGAGAGAGAUGUCUUCAUUCAGCUGGGGCUGCCUUACCGCGAGCCCUCCGAACGGGACUGGUGAGGCCUGCUUGUCACCCUGGGCUUGCUGCUGUGCUGCUGCUUUGAAGGAUCUGAUUUCCCCAGAGGUGGAAAGGCUCUGUGGUGCCUGCAGGAUGAAGAACAUCUCCCAGCAAACUGGGGCUCCUUGCAAGCGUAAGGCCUGGCUGCUGGGCAGAGCUCUGUGGCUUCCUCAGGAGAGGCUGUGGGCUGGAACCACGCUGGAAGUGCUCUCUUGGUGUUGGCUACCAAAAGGGCUCACUGCCCAUCAGCUACCCUGGCCCUGCUCUCCCCAACUUUGGAAGAUUGGGUUGCAGAACCUUGUGAUCCAGCCCCUGACAGUGCUUGGGAACAAAGGAAGUGGGAUGCAUCUUCCUCUGUAUCUGAGCACUGACGCUGAAAUUUCUGUUCUGAGCUGUGAAUGAAGGUAGCAGAGGUCUAGCUUGGCUCUGUGACAGGUCUUCCUCCUCACUACUGCUGGAAGCUGCUACUGCAGGAGUCUCAAGGGGUUAACCUGUACUGCUGCUGUGUCCUUCUGCUGUGUCCUGCUGUGUCUGAGCUAAUGUGUCGUUUGAUGGGUCCCAUUGCACAGGGACAGGCUGCUGUUACUGCCACCAGCUUUCCCUGAUGCCAGCUAAGCCUUGAAAGAGACAUAGGGACAUGAGGUGCUGUACCUGCUUGCUGCCAGCCUCGUGUUCUGAGGGUCUUCCAGAUUUACUCAGAGCCCUGGUCUGGCCCAAGACCUCCUUUCUUGGUGCAGGAGAGGAGCAGAGCUCACAGCCUGGGGAGCUGUGCUCAAGAGAGAUUUGAAUGUAUUGGCACUGAAUGUAACCCAGCAGCACUGUGUGUCUGUCUGUAGGAGGCAUGGAGACAGAGAAAAACACAAGGAGAUAGUUAAUUUGUAAAUGGGGCAAAGCAAAACUUUUUCCUUUUUUUUUUGUGUUGGAAGCCAUGGAGUCAUCUGGCCUUUGAUCAGGGAAAGUGUGUGUGUGUGUGUGUGUUUGUGUGUACAGGUGCAUGGGGCUGGUCCCACCAGUUCCAUGGGAGUGAAUUUUAUCUCUCAGGAAACCUCAACUGUUUUAUAUUGUGGAGAUGAAUUUCCCAGUGACAUUGAGUGCUCUGUUACAGGUAUUGCAGUGGUUGCUCCUGGCAGAGGUGCCAUGGUGGGCAUUUCUGUGCCAGGCCCCCAGGGCUCUUGCUCCCUUGUGGGGGAUCUGGCCCCAUCAGGUAUAGUGACAAAACUGUGUGUUUGCUGCUAGGGCAGGCACAAACCAGGUGGGUUUGCACAGUUCCUGUGGCUGCUGGGCACCAGCAGGGCUGGGGCUUUGCUGGGGUAGCCCACACCCAGCAGUGGCAUUUGUCAACCCAGCCUUUCUGCUGGACACCUGGGGAAAUGAAUGUCUUUUGGCACGUCUUGGUGCUUUGAAAUUUGAAGUGUAAUAAAUAAAUAAAUCCCUCUCUCUUUUCCC